AUGUCAUCUAUUACAGAUUGUCUUAGCCGAUUAUUACAGAUGCCAUACAUUCUAGUACGUGGUAACCUAGCGUCGUACAGUCAUAAGUAUCCCUGGAGGGUUUUAGUAUCAGGGCUUAAAGCGGCCGAUAUAGAGCAGUUGAGUCGUUUCUCCUCUAUAGGAUAUUGCGACGACUCGACGAUAGUAUAUUUGCAGCAUCCCUGCAUAAUAUUGACCGCUUUAGAGGUACUCGGUUAUAAAGUCGUCGCAUCAUCCAGCACUAGCAUUAAGCAGGAUUAUAAUGAGUACAUGUGGACUAUGAGAAAAGAAUUCUCAGAACCCGAACCUGAUAUCCGAACUGUUAUAAAAGAAGCCUCAGAACCUGUUGUAAAAGCAGCUGGUAUGGCUCGAAAUUUCGUAUAUACUGCUACUUCAAGAGCACCAGACAUCACACGGCACAAGUGUGAUGUUCAUUAG
Messenger RNA from Solenopsis invicta (red fire ant), 456 nucleotides. RefSeq lists its product as uncharacterized. The record is from RefSeq and is a predicted model, not a curated record. The coding region runs from base 1 to 456 and encodes 151 amino acids. Lineage: Eukaryota; Metazoa; Arthropoda; Insecta; Hymenoptera; Formicidae. Gene Ontology annotation, biological process: negative regulation of biosynthetic process. The transcript is spliced from 2 exons.